AUGGUAUCCCAAUCAUCUACAAGUAAGUAUUUAACUGAGGUGUUCAUUACAAUGAAUUUAACCAAAGGAAGUUAUGAUAAUGUGUACUACUGUAGUAGAAAGGAAACAUUGGGUGAAAGUAUUAUAAGAAUCGACAGUGAUGCUGAUUACUGGGAGUUUGUUAAAGCUACUUAUGGUAACAGGUAUGACUUGGAUGACAACGAAGAAAAGGAUGACAAGGAAGAAGAGGAUGACAAUGAUAAAGAUGAUAAUUUGGAUGAUAUUAUGACACAUGAACAUGAAGUUGAUGAAGAAGUUCAUACCUUUAACAAAACUAUUGGUGAUGAUUUUUUAAACAAACUUUCAGUUAUUGGUAAGCUUAGUGAUGAUGAUAAACCAAAUGAUGGAAAAGAUGAUAAGGUGGUUUUCCCUGUCCAUGAUGAGAAACAAGAAUGGUAUAAGAUGGUGCCAAUUAUAGGUAAAGUGAAGAUUGAAUUGGUUCAAGAAGUUAAUGUGGAAAUUAAUAUUGAUAGUGAAGUUCAAAUGGAACUCGAUAGUGAGGUAGAUUCUUAUGAAGUUGAUUUUAAAGAUGAUAAUCAGAGAUAUGAAGAUGUAGACCAAACUGAGGUUGAAGUUGAAGUUCAAGGGCAGGGUCACAGUUUAGUUGGAGGGGUUGAAGAACAAGUUAAAGUUGAAUUUCAAGGACAAGGAUAUGGUGGAGGUCAAGAAGGUGAAGAACAUGUUGCAAUUCAAGAUCCAAUUGGACUAGAUGAUCAAGGACAGGUUGAAGUUCAAGAUCCAGUAGAAGAGGAUCUUAUGCAAGAAGUACCAGUAUUUCAAGUUCUACAGGGAAAGAGAAGAAGGAAACCUUCACAAAGAAUCACAAAAUUUUGA
Molecule: messenger RNA, 873 nt
Organism: Lactuca saligna
Lineage: Eukaryota; Viridiplantae; Streptophyta; Magnoliopsida; Asterales; Asteraceae
Source: the annotation of a GenBank genome assembly